Molecule: messenger RNA, 2989 nt
Organism: Adelges cooleyi (spruce gall adelgid)
Lineage: Eukaryota; Metazoa; Arthropoda; Insecta; Hemiptera; Adelgidae
Product: histone-lysine N-methyltransferase eggless-like
Exons: 3
Coding region: 148-2961 (937 amino acids)
Biological process (GO): heterochromatin organization; negative regulation of gene expression
Cellular component (GO): nucleus
Molecular function (GO): zinc ion binding; histone H3K9 methyltransferase activity; DNA binding
Source: RefSeq, a predicted model, not a curated record
GCUGAGCAUGGCAAGGUAGAUGCAUCCUCAUGCCGAGUAAACAAUCUGUGGUAUAAAUUAUAAUAUAUUGCCUAAAACGAUUGGACUUUUUAUUUGUUAUUAUUAUUUAUUAGUCAUUAAUCGGAUAUAUUAAAUAAUUGAUUCAGAAUGCCGCCAAAAUGUCUCAAUUCGGAAUGUACUUCAACCGAUAAAACUCUAGUGGAAGCCCGAAGAUUUGUCUGUGCAUACUAUAAUUUAACGUUUAAACCUUAUCGUCGAGUGUGUACAAACUGCUUGGAAAUAAGUAUUAUGCAUCACAAUAGAAUCAGGAGCCAAUUUAAAAGUUCUCAGUGUAUUCUUAACGAUAUUCCAAUUGUAGACGACAGUGUUGUUUUGUCAGACGAUGAGUUUGAAGAAAACGAUAAAAUUGUAAAGAAUAUAACAAAUAUUGAAACUAUUAAAAAAAAUAUAGAACUUGUUUUAGAACAUGUGAACCCUGUAUUGAAUGACCAGAAUCUAACAUGCAAAAAGUUUUUAACAGAUAUGGAAAAUAAACUGUCCAAAGAAAAACAAAGUAUAAAUAGUAUUAUUAGUAGUGUAAAUAAUGAUAUACAGGACAUUUGGUCAAAAAUGUUUAGUAAAAAUCAAACCAUUUAUAAUCACCGAGAAGAAAUAGAAAUUGUUGAACCUACAAAUUUCGAAGAAAAUGAUGUUAUUGCCUUAGGAAAUGAACUAGUUAAAUUACCCAAUGACCUGCCUGAAGAAGGAAUACCCAGACGAAGAUUGUUAAAACAAGGCGAUAAGGUUUAUGCGAUGCAAUUUUCACUUUUACAGCCUUGGUUUGAGGCUGUUAUUAUUGCACCGGUUAGUGAAGCGUAUUUCAGUAUAAAUUUUUGUAAUACUAGUGGAGAAAAAAUAUUAAAUUAUAAAAAUAUGGCAUAUUUACACGUUAAUAAAACCCAAUAUCCAGUUGGUACCAGAGUCAUAGCCAAAUUUAAUGAUACUGAUGAAUCGAUGACUGACAAUUUUUAUGCUGGAAUCGUAGCUGAGCCACCGAAGACCUUAAAUAAUUUUAGGUACAUGAUAUUCUUCGACGAUGGAUAUACACAAUAUGUGUAUCAUAAAGAUAUACGGCUAGUAUGUAGACAAUCAGCGAAUGUUAAUGAAGAUGUCCAUGAAAAUUCAAAAGAUUUUGUAAAAAGCUAUUUGGAUAUGUACCCAGAACGUGCAAUGGUAAAAUUUAACAAAAAACAACUCGUACGUGCAGAGUAUGAUAAGAAAUGGUACUUAACCAAGGUAAUUGACAUAGAUGCUUCAUUAGUUCAAUUGAAAUUCCUUGAUUUUCAUUAUAAGCACUCUGAGUGGAUGUAUCGUGGCUCAAAUAGAUUACAUCCAAUAUAUAGUCAAAAAGGUAAAAAUAAACAUGGGGAACGUAUCCGUAAUAAGUUAUUGGCGAAUAACAAUCUCAACAGAUCUCUGAAUAUUCCAUAUGUGGAAAUUGAGUAUUUAGGACAAAGCAAGGAAGUUGAUGUGUCUAAACAAUCCCAAACAGUUUCCAAUGGAGAUCAUGGAUACAUAAUUAAGACUGAUAUACCAAGCACUUGUCCAAGACCCUUGGCCUACAAAGCACAUCAAUGUAAUCACUUCUGUACUUUAUGGGUGAACUAUAAUGAAUCAAAAACUAAAUAUAUGCAUGCUCUGACUGUUCCACUUCAUUUUGGAUUUCAAAGAUCAACAAUAGGUACAAAAGUAGUAUACACAACACCGUGUGGUUGCAAAAUAACCAAUUUAGAAGAAAUGUAUAUGUACCUAAAAGCCACAGAUAACCAAAUGACCAUAGACUUCUUUGACUUUAGUAGUGUGCUGAAUCCAUUGGCAGAAUACAAGAAUGAAAAUUAUAAAGCUAUAUUAGACGAUGUGUCAUAUGAAUCGGAAUUUCGACCGAUUAGUCUUGUAAAUAAUUUGAACACUUCACUGCCACCGUUAAUGACCUACAUGACAAAACGUAAACCUAUGAAUGGUGUAAAUAUGAACACAGAUACUAAGUUUUUAACUUGUUGUGAUUGUACUGAUAAUUGUGAAGACAAAACUAAGUGUUCCUGUUGGCAGCUUACUUAUAGUGGCCAGCAUGUGUUACCGCGAAUUUAUAAAGACAGGGACAUCGGUUACAUUUAUAAGAGAUUAAACAAUUGUGUUUACACAGGGAUUUAUGAAUGCAAUUCAGCAUGCAAAUGUUCCAAUACGUGUUUAAAUCGGGUUGUUCAACAGCCUAUAAUACACAAGUUACAAGUAUUUUUAACUGAAAAAAAAGGAUGGGGCAUCAGGACACUCAACGACAUACCCAAAGGUAGUUUUGUGUCAACCUAUGUAGGUUACGUGUACACGGAGAAAGAUGUAGAAAAUGACAGUGUAACAAAUGGAGACGAAUACUUAGCCGAUCUUGAUUAUAUCGAAACAGUGGAAAAAAUUAAAGAAGAUUAUGAAAGUGAUGUUGUUCCACCAGAAGAUGAAAGCAAUGAUGAAUUGUCAUCUGAUGAAGAGUUUCAACCAUGUUCCAAUGUUAUGAAAAGCAUGUAUGGAUCGGAAAUGGCGUUGAGAAGAAGAAACGCACAUAGUGCGAAUACUGAGACAAAUGGAAAACACAGGCUGUCUAAAUUGAAUACCGAACAAACAGUAGAAACAAAACACAAGUCAAUACGCAGUUAUUUUGAUAACGAUGAAAGUGUUUUUAUAUUGGAUGCGAAAAUUGGUGGAAAUAUUGGACGUUAUUUCAAUCAUUCGUGUGAACCCAAUUUAUUUAUUCAAAAUGUUUUUGUAGACACACAUGAUGUAAGAUUUCCGUGGGUAGCUUGUUUUGCUUUGAAUUUCAUUCCAGCAGGAACAGAAUUAACGUGGGAUUAUGGUUACGCUGUAGGAAGUGUUGAUGGAAAAACUUUACUAUGCAACUGUGAAUCUAAACAUUGUAGAAAAAGACUAUUAUAACCAUAUAAAUGUAUACUUGUUUUGAUUU